Molecule: messenger RNA, 2463 nt
Organism: Phoenix dactylifera (date palm)
Lineage: Eukaryota; Viridiplantae; Streptophyta; Magnoliopsida; Arecales; Arecaceae
Product: polyphenol oxidase, chloroplastic-like
Molecular function (GO): catechol oxidase activity
Source: RefSeq, a predicted model, not a curated record
AAGAUUAAUGGGAGGAUAUUUUUGGUAUACAAAAUGACCAAUGAACACUAUUAUUUUUAUAAAUAUACACUAUAAAAUAUGCAACGUGACAAGAUGCGGUUCAGGCCAUGGCCAUACUCUUUUGUCUUGGUCUCAUAAUGAACGUGGUACUGGUCAUGCUGCUCUCAUGCUCGACUUCCUCAUCUCUCCAUAAAACUUUUUUACUUCAGCUUCCCCUCUUUCCUAGAAAUUUCUCGUAGUUCUGCUAGUAAAGACGAAGAAGGCGAGUACCAAAUUCCCUCUUCCUCGAAGAGUGGAACUUUUGCUGCUGAGCAAAUGCAGGCAACCAUAAGUGCCAUUUUGUUUGAGCUUUUGCUUGUUUCAUCCUUGGGUGCUCCCUCUCCUCUCUCUCUCUCUCUCUCUCUCUCUCUCAGAACAUUGCAGGCUAACGUGGUGAAGUUCUCAGGGCUCCCCACCUGCAUACCUGAUAACUUUAUAGAUGGAAGCCAAACUAUGGCUGGUCCCCAUCCUUCUCACAUUUGCUUCUGCUGGCCUCGUCGUGAAUCUAUUUCUCAUCGACACCAAAGAAGCUCCAGUUGCAGACGUCGUAGGGAAUUCGCGUGACAGUGGCGAAGCAGUGGACUUUGGAGUCAAAAGAAACCUAAUUCCCUUCCCCUCCACAGCGCUUGAAUGGUUCGGAGGAAUGAUAAUGGGAAUGGUAGAAGAAGCAGAGUCCAUUGGUGAUACCACAGUUAGAAGCAAGAGCAACAAGUACCACAAUAUUCCUUUCAGCCCCAACCCAACAACAUGCCAUUGCCCAGCCAAUGGACCGAGCUUCGGCUCUGCUCCUGCACCCACGGACUUUGAAUUCCCUGAUCCUUCCUCGCCCAUGCGAGUCCGUCCGCCGGCCCAUCUUGUCAGCGAGGACUACUUCGCGAAUUACUCGAAGGCGAUCGCUAUAAUGAAGCAGCUCCCCCCCGAUCACCCCCAUAGCUUAAAGGGCCAAGCUGAGAUGCAUUGGAUCUACUGGAAUGGAGCCGACAACCACGUCAACUCCUCUAACAUUCUUAAGAUCCAGAGAUCAUGGUUCUUCUUCCCGUGGUACCGGAUCUUCAUCUACUUCCACGAGCGCAUCAUUGGAAAACUUAUUGGAGACGACGCAUUCGCACUUCCCUUCUGGAACUGGGACUCCCCUGAUGGGAUGAUGAUACCAGAUAUCUACACAAAGGGCUCUCCAAGCGACACCAGAAUUGUAGACAUCGAUUUCAACGAAGUGGAUAGCGGCCUGGAACCAGAGGAGCAGAUAUCUACCAACCUCGGAAUCAUGUACCUUCAGAUGAUCUCCAGUGCGAAGAAGCCCGAGCUAUUCAUGGGUUGCAGGCUAAGGUCUGGUGAGGAGGGGGACUGCGAUGGGCCAGGAAGCAUCGAGUCGGCACCCCACAACACGUUGACUAGAUGGUUGUGGAGGAGAUUCUUCUCAGCUGGCCAUGACACAUUGCUCUAUGCACACCAUGCAAACAUAGAUCGGCUGUGGACGGUGUGGAAGAAGAUGAAUGGAAACGAGCUGGAGUUUGCGGACACCGAGUGGCUCGAUUCGGAGUUCUGCUUCUAUGAUGAGAAUUCCCGCCUGGUCAGGAUCAAGGUGCGAGAUUGCCUCGACACAACCAAGCUCGGGUACAGGUACGAGGAUGUGGACCUGCCUUGGCUUGCUGCGCGCCCCGAACCUUCCAUUCCGCCGAGGAUUGCGCAUGAUAUGCUGAAGACGAGAGAAGCUGGCAACGUACUAAGAAUGCCGGGUUCCGCCGGUGAGCUCGUGGACGUCGGGCAAACUAGCUGGACGUUAGACAAGUCCGUGACGGCGAGGAUCCACCGGCCAAGGAGGCAGAGGACCAAGAAAGAAACAGAGGAAGAGGAGGAGGUCUUGGUGGUCUACGGAAUAGGCGUAAAGAGAGAUACGUACGUCAAAUUCGAUGUCUUUGUUAACAUCAUUGAUGAGACGAUGGUUAGCCCCAGAUCAAGGGAAUUUGCAGGGAGCUUCAGCACCGGAGUCCGCCAUGGCAAGAGGCUGGUGAGGGACGAAGGUGACGCGGUGACGAAGUCCAAAAGCAAUCUUAAGUUGGGGAUAUCUGAGCUAUUGCAAGAUCUUGAGGCGGACGGGGAUGAGUACAUUUGGGUGACGUUGGUGCCGAGAGGGGGAACCGGGCUGGACGCGACGGUUGAUGGGGUUCGGAUUGAGUACAUGCGAUGGUAGGACAGCUAGUUGCAGCUAGCGGAUGCAAUUGUGCUAGCUUCUCUUAAUAUCAGUGGUCCUAUUGACAAUUCAAAUAUGAAUCCAUAACAGGUUUGCAUUGACCAAAUUCCAACUCAACCUUUAGCUGCUUCUUGUUGUUUUUUUAUCCUUUUUUUUUGUAAUAAGAAAAGCCACCAUGUUUCUGCCAUUGGAAACACCAAGUAGAAGAUGAGGCUGGGAAGCUUUGAUUGCAA